Messenger RNA from Dunckerocampus dactyliophorus (ringed pipefish), 8095 nucleotides. Its product is annotated as prostate-associated microseminoprotein-like. Bases 7494 to 7889 code for a protein of 131 amino acids. The transcript has 4 exons. The record is from RefSeq and is a predicted model, not a curated record. NCBI's taxonomy places the organism in Eukaryota, Metazoa, Chordata, Actinopteri, Syngnathiformes, Syngnathidae.
GUUUGUCAAGUAUGACUUUUUUUUUCUUUUUUUUUUUUUUAAAGGUUUUUGUUGCCAUCUUGGUAAGUGUUGUCAUGUUUGCAUGUGGUUUACUGGAGAUUAUGUUGUGUUUUUGACUUUUGAAUCUCUGUUCAUGUUUUGACUGCUUUGUGUCGCCACUUUAGGCUGCCACUGCAGGCAGGAGAUGUUGUGAUCAGCUGGAGGCUGUGUGAUAUGUUUGAUAUUCGGUUGUUCUUGUGCUUGACUAUGUCAACUAAAUAUCAGACAUAUUCCUACAGAGUCUGGCAUUGACGUCCAUGCAAACAAGCUGUGACAAAGGUACUUGCUUAUACUGGCUGUAAACGUCUAUGUGUUUUCAUGGAAAUACAAUAAUGCUGUUUGGUGACAAGUGUGGAUAAAUAUUAUACUACUAUUCACAGUAGUCCUCUGUCAGAAUUUGAUUUGUUCUCUCCACAAACUGAAUAAACGGCGAUACAGCGUGAAAGUUGAACGUGCUUGCGUUUCAUUGUUGACUUUUCUUUAUGCGGAUUUGCAUCCUGUUUUGUGAGCAGACUUGUUUGUACUUCAAAAUGUUUGCACCGGUCACAUUACACAAUGGCCUUUGUGCCAACAACAGAGAGAGGAGGAAAGUAAUUCAUCUCCACCACUUUUCUUCCUAUGGCUAAGUUUAUUUAUUUAUUUUUUUGUCAGUGUUUUACAUGUUGUUAUAUUUUAUUUAUUUUAUUAUUAUUAUUUAUUUAUUAUUUUAUUAUUUUAUUCUGAUGUAAUUUUUAUUUUUUAUUUUAGAAAUUGUAUUAUUGCUUAUUUUUUGUUAUUUUCUUUAUUAUUUUUUUUAUUAUUGUUACUUUAUAUUAUUUAUUUUUACUUAAUUAUUAUUAUUAUUGUUAUUAUUAUUAUUAUUAUUUUUAUUUUAUUUUAUUUUAGAAAUUGUACAAUAUUAUUAUUUGAUAUAUAUUUUUAGUUUAUCUAUUGCUAUGGGAUUUUAAUUCAUUUUUAUACCAUUAAUAUUUAUUAUAUAUAUUAUUAUUAUUAUUUCAAUCAUUCAUUACAUUUUUCCCAUUUAAAUUUGAUUUAUUUUUUUAUGCAAUGCACUUGAAUUUAUUUGAAAAAUCCCAUCAUUAUUUCUUAGGUUUUUCUGUUUGUGGGCAUUUAUUGUAGUUGUUUUUUAUUAAAAAUUUAUUUAUUUAUGUAAAUAUUUAUUUUACAGUUUAGAAAUGGUUUCUGUACCAUUUGUGCCGCUACCUCUGCGGGAUUUUUCCAUUCAUUUUUAAAAAUGUGUUAGUAUUAUGACAAUGAUGAUGAUGAUUAGUAUUAUUAGAUCUGGAUUUGUUAAUAUGUGAUUUUUUUUUUUUUCAAUAUAAAUUGUCUUUAUUUUACUAAUUGUACUAUUGUUUCUUAUAUUUUUAUGUUUCUCUUCCAUUGGCCCUACGGUUAUGGGAUUAUUGAUUGAUUUAUCUGAUAUUAUUUGUGUGGCAUUAUUUUGAUUUUUCAUUUUUGAAUGUUCUUCAAUAUAUUUGAGAAAUUGCAUUAUUAUUUCUUAGAUUUUUUUUCUGCCUUUUAUUUUUUUUUUAGAACGUGUUGUUAUUUAUUUUAGAUUUAUUUGUUACUUUAAUAUUUAGUUCAGAACUCUUACUAUUAUUCCUUAUAUUUCCUCUUAUAUUUGCAAUUGAGGCUGAUUGUGUUUAACGCAGCUUCCCAUCCUACAAGAGUGGCAUUGGAUCCAGAUACCCCUUAAAUAAAUGUAUUUUUCAGAGGCUGAUGUAACAGUCUUUUUCCUAAAAUAGCUUCAUAAGUGGAAUCCUAAUGGGGUCGUUGGCUGGAAAAUGCAGGUCACCGAUGUGUGACAUAAACGUCCUUGCCGGCUACUCCAUCCGAUGCAAAUGUGACAUCACACGGACGCUGUGGUUUUGAUAAGCUGAUGAUAAGUUCCCGAAAUGCGUCAAGGGGUUCUUGAAAUAAGACACAAGUAAUCUCUCAGCAGCCCGGGAGCUUGAAUAUAGGCGUCAGUUCAGUAAACAUUCAUCAGAAGAAUGUGGACUAAACGUUCAGGUUUGACUAUUGGCUGCAGCGAGCCUGUUGGGCCUGUUGGAAAUAGCAAUGGAGGGAUAGUCUGAUGCCCGGGAGAGCUUCUCUUCUCACUACGCAACAGAGUGCAUUAUUAUUUUUAAUUGCAUUGUAAGAUGAAUUAUCAGUGCUCUCGGUCAAAGCAAAAUGGUAAUACAGUACACCUCAAACAUGGAUAUUUAUGAAGUAAAUGUCUUGGUUUUUGUAGGAGAAGAUCAACGUGUGCAUCGUGCAACUACAUGAAAAAACAAAAUUCCCCCGUCUAACUUGUUUGUUUUCAUCGAUUAAAGUGAGCAAACUAGCCAGCCUUCUUAUCAAUCACAGUCAUAACCCUUCCAUCCAUGCACUCUGUCAUUUUCCAAAUCUGUUUGACCUUCAGCUCGGCCAAGCUGAAAAUUUUGCAAUGUAUCAAGUAAUACAGGGCCAGUAUUGCCCACACCAAUACUGAUACUUUUUAUUUGAAAUUUUUGGGGACUUUGCAUUUAAUGUGUUGAUCAUGAGAUUUUAAUUCAAAUAUUAUUAUUAUUAUUAUUAUUAUUAUUAUUAUUAUUAUUAUUAUUAUUAUUAUUAUUAUGAUUAUUAGUGUCCGAGCACCUAGCGCAAGCGGUCCGAAGGCCCUCUUGAAACUGCUAUGUUUCUUCUUCUUCUUCUUCUUCUUCUUCUUCUUCUUAUUAUUAUUAUUAUUAUGCGACUUUCCUCCCAUUUAACAUGUAUGAAAAUUCACCAAAAUUCUGGCGAGAAAUUUUAUAUUUCAGGGGUCCCAAAUACAACCUCCCAGAACUCACUCAGUGGCGCCCCCUCUCAAUUUUGAAAAAAUUAGCCUUUAGCCACCAGUUGCACGGAUUGUCACAAAAUUUGGUGGAGACGUCAGUCAUGAUAGGAUGCACAAAAGAAGUGUGUGGGCGGGGCAUGGAAACGAACUUUGAUGAAUAAUCUGACAAUUCGUCAAUAAACUGUAAUAACUCAGCUCCCCAAGGUCAGAUCUUCAUCAUAAUUGGUACGUAUGAUGAAGACCACACCUUGAAGAUAUAGUAGGUCACGUCCUGAAUUUGUUUAGUGCCACCUAGUGGCGACAGGAAAUGGGACGCGCAUGCCCUCUGACUUGUGUCAACUCUGAGCUGCGUGGGGGUGCGAGGGCCUGUUCAACGCUAUAUAUAAAUGGAACUAUAGCAAAAAUGUAGCAAUAUAAACAACACAACAAAAACACAGAUACUAGUGAAAAUAAAAAUGGAAGACAACUGCAAAAUAUUGGCACUAGUAUUGAUUCAAUACUGAUACUACCCUUGGCAUCACUAUGAUAUAUCGAUCAAUCCGCUCCCCCCUACUUUUUGUGCACAGACAAAGUGUUGACUGGGACUGUUCACAGAAGUGGACUAUGUGUUGUUAUUACUAAAAAGUGCCCGCUUAUGUCGACGUACAUGCUCAACCUCUUUUGCAGACAUAAAGUUGCGUUCCAAAGCGGUCAUUUCUAUGAAAAGUGGGUCCAUAUUGACAUGUUUUGUAAUAUUUAAUAUACGUAAUAUUGUAAUACUAUCGCUUGCGUACUUUUGCACUUUCGUUGAGUGAGGUUCGAGUUAAUGAACCUACUGUAUGUUUUUUGUGCUGUGGGGUUGAAUGUUUGCUUAGCUGCUGUUAACAAAUAAGCAAUGGUUGACUUGCACCAUUUCCUGUGCAAGUUUGUCAAAAUAUGUUUAGGAGUCUAUGUUUGACACUCGCUUUGGUCUUAUGCACGUCAUGUGAGCAGUAUUGAGGCCGCCAAAUGAGCGCUGAGCAUAAAUGAAUGAAUCUGAAUCUUUCCCCCACCCCUUGUCCUUGCAUGCCCCCUAGAGAAUGCCUCCAUGGCCACUUGUCCAUGUGGCCCAUAUUUAAAACCCUAACCCUAAAUCCGCUGGUAGUAGUAGAAGUAUUUUCUGCCAUGUUAAUGCCAUUAAAUGUGGGUAACAUUGCAAAAUUCACAUUAUAUGAAAUCACAAUUCUAAUUUAUCACUGCCAUCCCUUACUGAAAAAAAUCAUUUCAAACUCCACAUAAUGAAUGUAACGCACUUUGUGUGCGUGUGUGUGUGUCCAUCUUAUCUGAAGACACAAUGCGGUUUACUCAAACAAACCCUUGUGUGACAAUAAAAGCCAUUCUUUAACAUAUAGAAUAUCCCUCCUCUCCUUUUUAGACUAGCAUAGAUCUUAAUCCGUAUCAGGGAAACACUGAAAAGUAAUGCAUUGUAAAACGAGGAGAAAAAGGGUGUAAAGUUACAGGACUAAAGUCGUAUUUCAAAGGAGUGAACCUGAACGUAACAUGCCAUUUAUUCAUUGGGGAAUAUCAUUCACUUAGACAGGACAAAGCCAUGUUGUUGGCUUUAUUACAGUGACGGUGAUGCCGGCUAUACGAUUAUAGUUAUUACAGUUGUGUGCAUUACAGUUAUUGUCAUUCUGUUCAAUGUCAUGGUUAACAUUUUCAUUUCGAUUAUUACCAACAAUAAGGAUGACUGUUUCAGUUUAGUUUUAUCACUGUGGCUGUUGAUAUUAUUUUGUCCUCUCCAUUAUGGACUUUUUGUCCAUCAAAGACAUUUGCUGGUGUAGUCCUGUUUGUUUCUGUUUAUUUUGUUGUUGUCGUUACAAUUGUUGUUGCUGUUGUUCUUGUCUGUCUCUGUAAUGUACCCCUCUUGUCCACGCAUUACCCCCACUCUUCUUUUUUUCUCUUCUUUUCCAUCCCCUCCUGCUCCGGUCCGGCUCCAAAAAUUCAUAACAACAAAACAUCAAAAAAGGUCAAAUAAAAUCUAUAUAACAGCGUGACAGUAUCUUACACUUUGCCCUGGCAGACAAAAUGUGUUUAGGGCAUUUGGUAUGACUUUUUUUAGGGCAAAGGGCAUUUGGAUCAACAAUACUAUCUGCCCCCAAAAAAAUAAAGGUCACACUUUACAAUAAGGUACACAGAAAUACUGUCGUUACUGAGGAACUAAUGCAGAACUGAUAAGGAACUAAUGACUAAGGCACAUAAUUUUGAGAAGUUACUCAGGAACUAAUGAAGAACUAAUGAGGAACUAGUGUGUAGAGUAGUUACUGAGGAACUAAGGCACAUAAAUUUAGAGUAUGUAGUUACUGAGGAACUGAUGAAGAACUAAUGAAGAACUAAUGUGUAGAGUAGUUACUGAGGAACUAAGGCACAUAAAUUUAGAGUAUGUAGUUACUGAGGAACUGAUGAAGAACUAAUGAAGAACUAAUGUGUAGAGUAGUUACUGAGAAACUAAGGCACAUAAGUUUAGAGUAUGUAGUUACUGAGGAACUGAUGAAGAACUAAUGAAGAACUAAUGUGUAGAGUAGUUACUGAGGAACUACGGCACAUACAUUUAGAGUAGUUACUGUUAAGAGUGGCACAAGCCACGACGGAGGGUCUGGAUCCCAAUGCAGAAAUAAGAGCAAAAACCUAUAAAACAGAAGGUUUAAUCUAACAAAAGGUGUCCACAAGAGAAAAGUACAACACAAGAAAAUGCACACUGGGUAACACAAACAAAAAACACUGACAGCAGAAGGCUUUCAGGAAAAAAAACUAAGAACAGUAACGAAAAAACAACCAGGCAAACCUAAGCAGCAACUAACCUUAGCACAGAGCGGACAAGAUACAGAAUGAUAUACUGAGCCAGAAAGCAGGGCAAAGGGUAAGGAGCCGGACUGAGCGGUAGCAAAGGGUAGGACAUCAGGGAGUUCAAUCUGGCACUGGAGUGCUGCUGCUGCCUUGCUUAAGAGUCCAGGGUGAUAAUUGUCUGCAGGUGCGCUCCGGUGUCUCCGCUUUCACCGGCUGGGGUGCACUGCAGACAAAUAGCAGACAGGCGGCAGCAGAGCGACAAGCAAAAUGUGACAGUUACUGAGGAACUAAUGACGAACUAAUGAGGAACUAAUGUGUAGAGUAGUUACUGAGGAACUAAGGCACAUCAAUUUAGAGUAGUUACCGAGGAACUAAUGAAAAACUCAUGAGUAACUAAUGAGUAGUGGUUAGCGUUAGGGUUAGGUUGGUUCGUUCCUCAUGAACUACUUUAAUUUUGUGUACCUAAUUGUAAAGUGUUACCAAAGUAAAUCAUGUGAGAACACUAGAAAGAAAGGCUUUCUGAAAUAGAAAAUGUGAGUUGUGGAUCCCAGCAUUUUGUGAAUGUUCUGGUGAAACAAGCAUAUUCGCUUUGUUUGGCUCGAAAUAAGCUAUGAAAAUAAAUGUUACAAAGAGGAGUAGCUCUUGGCCAUUUUCAUUUUGUAAACUUAUAACCCUGCGGCUAAUAUGCGGUCACGUUCUAAUCGUGUGACAUCUGGUAUACUUUGUAACUACUACAAAUCGUUUAAAUAUGUCUUUUGGAAAACUCUGUUACUAAGCUAGUCCAUCAUAACAACAAAAAAAAAGUUCAGGAAACAACCAAAAAACGCAGAUUAGCCAGCUUUCUCUGCGUCAUAUUACAACAACAAGUUUUCCGUACAUUCAUUCAUUUGUGGCGGCCCACCACAAUUCAUUAAGAACCGCCACAGAAGAAUUUAGCACUACUGUUUAUUAGAUUUAAUUUUUUUAUUUGACACUACCUGCGCCUCCUCGGUCACACUCACCUGAAAAUGGUGUGUCUCAGUGGCUUGUCGUUACAACUCCGUCCAGUCGAUGGCUUUGUAAGUCUGCAUAUUCAGAAGCACGUGUGGGUAUCGCCGAUAUUAUUUGAUUAUACAUGAGUUUUUUCUUGUAAUAUCAUGGCUUUACUUGUGUAGUGGCACUAUAUUUUGUUUCUUAAGGCUUGCAGGCUUGGUAUUUGUUACUGCAGACCACUUUAAAGAGACUUUUUAAAUGGAAAGAAGACCCAAUUAGCAUCACACUGCUUUCAAUGAUCGUUCAUUACGCAUCUGAUAUGAAAUUGAAUUAGACGACUGAUGCGCAUCAGCGAGUUUAGCUCAUGAUUCAUUGGUGGCUAUUAACAAGCUUUAUGUUCCUUUCGGAAGACCGCACCGAUUCCAACUUUUGACGUUUUUUUUGGCCUGAUUUUGUGUUCAAAUCCACAAACGAUCCUGAGGGCAAUGAAUGAGUAAAGGUCAAGGGUUGGUGUGUACCCACGUGCAGAAGAAUAGGCUGCAUGGAUGGUGUAGUCAAGGCUCCAAAAAAGCCCCCAUGGACAAAUGUUAUCUGAAAGAGUGCACACUGUAUACUUUCAGGUUAACUGGCAUUGUAAUAAUAACGUCAGCGUGUGUGCACGCAGAUAUAGGAUGACCAUUAAUGAGCAGGUUGAGGUUGUGUGUGUGUGUGUACACAUUGUAAGAAGUAAUGGGAAAUCAGUGCAGAGAUAAUGAAGACACACCGCUGCCGUAUAAAAAUGUGAGACCACCGUCCAUGGGCGGCAUUGGAAGAGGAGACGCAGCAAGCGAGUGAAUGGAAGCAUAGUGCACAUUCAAGUCAAGGAAGGACAUCGUAAGGGAUGGCAAAAGCAACAGCGGGUGUUUUCUUGGCGUGCGUGGUGGUCCUCCUCGGUGGCAGCUCGCCCUCCUCUUCGCUUUACAACAGCGGGGAGUGCUUCUUCAACACCAAAGGGAGCUGUGAGUACAUGGGACAGGUGUAUGGCAUAGGAGAGAGCUGGACAACCACUGAUUGUUACCAGUGUGUCUGCAUGGAGCCUUUUGGAGUGGGGUGCUGUGACCACGGUUCAAAGCCUGUGGACUAUCCAGAGUGGUGUGAGAUCAUCCUCAAGCCAGGCUCUUGUACCAGCGUUGUUGUGAUGAGAGCCAAUCACAAGCUGCCCUGCCUGUGGGGGCGAGGCCGCCUCCGACCUGCCGCGGGCCUGUCGUGGAAGUCAGAUAAUGAACCCCUGUUUUGAGCCCCAGAGACUUGUGCAAAUUGGAAUUAAUGUAUUUUUAUUUCCCCUCUAAUCGUUAUUAUUACACCUUGUAGAUAAACUGCUGAUAUUUCAGGUAUCACAUGAUAUUACUGUAUGUGUACUGUAUUUCACAUUCUGAUGUUUUGCUGUUAAUGAGGCUGCAGAAAUUAAUUAAUUACCUCAAGUUCAUGAAUAAAUGUUGCGUA